This is a messenger RNA of Olea europaea var. sylvestris, 1228 nucleotides long. RefSeq names its product ethylene-responsive transcription factor-like protein At4g13040. The coding region runs from base 328 to 999 and encodes 223 amino acids. The transcript has 7 exons. Lineage: Eukaryota; Viridiplantae; Streptophyta; Magnoliopsida; Lamiales; Oleaceae. The record is from RefSeq and is a predicted model, not a curated record. Gene Ontology annotation, molecular function: DNA-binding transcription factor activity; DNA binding. Gene Ontology annotation, biological process: regulation of DNA-templated transcription.
CAAUUCCUUAGCUAAAAUACUAAGAUUAGAAGCAUUGUAUACGUUGCCCUUCUCUUAUUCAACCAUUCUCUCUCUACACCGAUUGUCACCCAAAACCACCACCCUCCCCACAUAAUGACAGUGAAAAUAAUGCAAAAGGUGGUAGAUGAAAGUGUAAAUCUUCUCCCUCUGUAUUCUCACCACCUUACCUUCAUAAUCCACUGAUCAAAACCACCCAACCCCCACAAUUCUCUUCGUUGAUUUUUCUCCUCGAACUCCACGAACCAAAUCUUAGCAUAAUUUCUCUUGUCUUUUUGCGUUGUGAUUUCCAGGAUUACCGGAACAGCCAUGGUGAGCAUUCGAAGGCGCAGACUCUUAGGACUUUGCUCUGGGCAAAAUUGUUUCCUGGAUCCUCUUCCCAAGUCCUCUGAGAAUGGACAUAGUUCUGAAAGCUGUGUGGAUAACACCAAACCAAUCAGUGUUCGUCCCGUUCCUUUAAAAGAUAUUGACCUACCAAAGGACAAAACUGCCUCUGAAAUUGGCCCCAGUUUGUCAAAAGUUUCUGCUUCUAGUCCAUUGAAAGAGGAGUCUUUCCAGCCAUUUCCAGAGUUCAAACGCAGAAAGCGACACAGGAGGAAGCAUGUUGAAAACCAAGAACAAUGUAUCAUGAGAGGCGUCUAUUUCAAGAACAUGAAAUGGCAAGCUGCAAUAAAAGUUGACAAGAAACAAAUCCACUUGGGAACUGUUGGCUCCCAAGAAGAGGCUGCCCGAUUGUAUGACAGGGCUGCAUUCAUGUGUGGGAGGGAGCCCAACUUUGAACUAUCAGAGGAGGAGAAGCAAGAACUUAUGAAAUUUAAGUGGGAAGAAUUUUUAGCCUUAACUCGUUCAGCAAUUACUAGCAAGAAAAGCCAAAGAAGAACAGGGCCAGGUUUACGCGGAAAACUGCAGAACAAUAGCUGGGAUGGUGAACAAGGACGUAUUGGUUUCUCAGCAUCGGAAGAUGACCCUUUAGUCACUUGAUUUUUUUCCCAUGAAUAUAUAUAUUUAGCUUGACAAGUGUGUUUAUCAAUUCAACCUCUCAUUUUCAUUCGUUUCCUAGUAUAUAAGAGCCCCUAUUAGGGCAGAUGAUGUGGCAUUUUAUGAUAGAUACUGAAUUAUCAGAUUCGGUUCAAUAAACCGGCACCUCCACACCACCACCACCAUUAACGGGGGAUAAAAGUCGGAAUCACAGUGAAAAAGUCAUUUAUAA